Molecule: messenger RNA, 2247 nt
Organism: Penicillium riverlandense
Lineage: Eukaryota; Fungi; Ascomycota; Eurotiomycetes; Eurotiales; Aspergillaceae
Product: alpha-N-acetylglucosaminidase
Exons: 3
Coding region: 1-2247 (748 amino acids)
Source: RefSeq, a predicted model, not a curated record
AUGCGGUGGUUCCAGUCGCUGCUCUGGCUGUCUGCCGCUUCGGCGGUGGUUGCUCGGUCCACCCAGGGCAUCUACGACCUCGUUCAGCGUCGACUGCCCAACCACGCCGGUAGCUUCCAGUUCUCCCUGGUGAAUGCCACGCAGACCAACACCACCUACGACCAAUAUACGGUGAGCACCGCCAAUGGCAAGGUUUUUGUGCAGGGUAACACCCUGAGCGCGUUGUCUUCGGGUCUCCAUCGCUAUCUCACCGAUGUCGCCAAUGUCGACAUCUACUGGUACAUUGGUAACCAGCUGGACUCGGCGCCCGCCCAGCUGCCCGCCCUUACUGCUCCCAUGACCGGAUCCAGCACCGUGCCUUGGCGUUAUCACUUCAACACUGUGACCUUCUCCUACACCGCUGCUUUCUGGUCCUGGGAAGACUGGGAGCUCCAACUGGACUGGCUCGCCCUCCGCGGUGUAAACCUGCCCCUUGCCUGGGUCGGCGCCGAGAAGAUCAUGGUCGAAGUGUUCCGCGAAAUCGGCCUCACUGACGCUGAGAUCGCGACUUUCAUGAGUGGGCCUGCUUUCCAGGCAUGGAACCGGUUCGGCAACAUCCAGGGUUCCUGGGGCGGCGACUUGCCCAUGCAAUGGAUCGAUGACCAGUUCGCCCUGCAGAAGCAGAUCGUGCAGCGUAUGGUCGAGCUGGGUAUGACCCCCGUACUACCUGCUUUCACCGGCUUUGUUCCCGACAACAUCACGCGUGUCAUGCCCAACGCUAGCGUGGUGCGAGGCUCACAGUGGUCUGGAUUCCCCGUCCAGUACACCAACGACUCGUUCCUCGAGCCCUUCGACAGCCACUAUGCUGAGCUCCAGAAGAGCUUCAUUCAGAAGCAGCAAGAGGCCUAUGGCAAUGUGACGCACAUAUAUACGCUGGACCAGUACAACGAGAACUCUCCUUACUCCGGCGACCUCACCUACCUGAGCAACGUCACCUACGGCACCUGGCAGAGCAUGAAAGCAGCUGACCCCCAGGCCAUCUGGAUGAUGCAGGGCUGGCUGUUCUACUCCGACUCAACCUUCUGGACCGAUGCGCGCGUGGAAGCCUACCUCUCUGGCGUUCAGAACAACGAGGACAUGCUGAUCAUUGACCUGUACUCCGAGUCCACCCCGGAAUGGCAGCGCACAAACUCGUACUACGGCAAGCCCUGGAUCUGGUGCCAGCUGCACGACUUCGGCGGCAACAUGGGCCUCUACGGUCAGAUCGAGAACAUCACCGUAGACGCCACGAACGCGCGUCUCCAGUCGCCAUCGAUGGUGGGCUACGGUCUGAGCAUGGAGGGCCAGGAGGGCAACGAGAUCGUCUACGACCUCAUGCUGGACCAGGCAUGGUCGCAGACAGCUAUCGACACAGACCAGUACUUCCACGACUGGGUCAGCAGCCGGUACAGCGGCGCGGCCUCGAUCCCGAGCGAGCUCUACCAAGCCUGGGACAUCAUGCGCACAACCGUGUACAACAACACAGACCUGGCCUCCGCCAUCGCCGUGAGCAAGUCCAUCUUCGUACUGAAGCCCAAUCUCUCAGGCCUCCUCGGCCUCACAGGCCACCACCCCACCACCCUCAAUUACGAUCCAUCCGUCCUCGUCCACGCCUGGCAACUGAUGCACCAAGCCGCCAACGCCGAGUCCACUCUCUGGACUAACCCCUCCUUCGAGUACGACAUGACCGAUGUCACGCGCCAGGUGAUGGCCAACGCCUUCAUCCCCCUGUACUCUGAACUGGUCUCAACCUACGAGAACAACUCCUCCCCCUCGGCCAUCACCGCCGCCGGCGACAAGCUCGUCCACCUCCUGGAAGACCUGGACAAAGUUCUCCUGACCAACCCAUCCUUCCGCCUCUCAGGCUGGAUCGACGCAGCCCGGUCCUGGGCUCACGGCGACGCCGCCUACUCCGCUUACCUGGAAUACAACGCGCGCAACCAGAUCACGCUGUGGGGACCGCAGGGCCAGAUCAGCGACUACGCGUCCAAGUCGUGGGCGGGCCUGGUAUCCACUUACUACGCGCCGCGGUGGGAGAUGUUCACGCAGUACCUGAAAUCGACGCCGUCUGCUCAGUACAAUGUCACUGCGUUUGAUGCGCAGUUGCUUGAUUUCGGGCUGAAGUGGUGUGAGCAGACGUGGAAUGCGCCUGCGCCGACGCGUGCGCAGACCAACUUGAAAAGGGUGCUGGCUCACGUGCGGCGCCAGUGGCCGAGUGUCUUUUCUUGA